UUCCAAACAUGGAUUCUAACAACAGCGAAGGCAAGAUGAACAACGAUGGAGACAUUACUUCUGUUAUGGGAUUCUCUGGCUUUGGAAAGAAGGCCCGCACGUUCGACCUGGACGCCAUUUUUGAACAGACCCGACGAACGGCCAUCGAGAGGAGUCGCCAAGUUUUAGAUGAGAGGCAGAUGGAAAUGGAGGAGCAAGGGGAACGCUCAACAUCGGUCCCCACGCCAAAAGACGCACAGAAGGCAACCAGGAAGGACAUCAGCAGCUCAGACGCUGAACCUGUCGGCCCGCCACCACCUCCAAAAGACUCAAGGCAGGAGGAGGAGGAGGAUGGUGAUGCCGUCGAUGAUGAUGAUGAUGAUCUUGUCGGACCCCCUCUUCCCCCUGGUUACAAAGGUGACGCCACUCAAAGUGACAGCGACGACGAAGAUGAAGACGAGGAGCAAAAUGAGGACGAUGACAAUCCCAUCAAGAAGAUUCCGGACACUCACGAGAUCACCCUUCUGCACGGCACCAAGACGGUUUCCGCUAUGGCCUUGGACCCGUCGGGUGCCCGCCUGGUGACGGGCGGCUACGACUUCGACGUGCGCUUCUGGGAUUUUGCCGGCAUGGACCGAGCUCUGCAGGCCUUCCGCUCCCUGCAGCCGUGCGACUGUCAUCAGAUCCGAGCGUUGCAGUUCAGCAUCACCGGGGACCGCAUCCUGGUGGUGUCGGGAAACGCGCAGGCCAAAGUCUUGGACCGCGACGGCUUCAACGUGAUGGAGUGCAUCAAGGGAGACCAGUACAUCGUCGAUAUGGUCAACACCAAGGGCCACACGGCGAUGCUCAACGACGGCUGCUGGCAUCCCAAAAUGAAAGAGGAGUUCAUGACGUGCUCCAAUGACGGAACCGUGCGAACGUGGGACGUAACGUCGGAAAAGAAGCACAAGUCUGUGUUUAAGCCUCGCUCUUUCCAAGGGAAGAAGGUCACCCCCACAUGCUGCACCUACAGCCGCGACGGGAAGCUCAUAGCGGCCGGCUGCCAGGACGGAACCAUCCAGAUCUGGGACAGAAACCUCAGUGUGCACACCAAGUUCCACUGUCGGCAAGCUCACACUCCAGGAUCCGACAUCUCCCGCCUUUCCUUUUCCUACGACGGCACCAUCCUUGCUUCACGUGGAGGUGAUGACACACUGAAGAUUUGGGAUAUACGCAACUUCAAGAAGCCCUUAAACAUGGCCAAUGGACUGACUAACUACUUUGCUAUGACCGACUGCUGUUUUAGCCCAGACGACCAGCUCGUCGUAACGGGGACCUCCGUGAAAAAAGACGAGGGCAACGGGAAGCUGGUCUUCUUUGACCGAUCCACCUUUGAGCGGGUGUACGAGAUAGAAGUCACUAAUGCGAGUGUGGUGCGCUGCCUGUGGCACCCCAAGCUCAACCAGAUCAUGGUGGGAACCGGAAACGGGCUGGCCAAGGUCUACUACGACCCCGUCAAGAGCCACAGGGGGGCUAAGCUGUGCGUGGUGAAGAGUAAGAUCAAAGAGAAGCACGCCGAGGCGUUAACCCAGGAGUACGUCAUCACACCUCAUGCCUUGCCCAUGUUCAGAGAGGCCCGGCAGAGGAGCACUCGCAAGCAGCUGGAGAAGGACCGACUGGACCCCAAGAAGUCCCACAAACCCGAGCCUCCCGUGUCUGGACCAGGUCGAGGCGGCAGAGUGGCGGCACACGGCGGCACCCUGUCGUCGUUCAUCGUGAAGAACAUCGCCUUGGAUAAAACGGACGACAGCAACGCUCGGGAGGCCAUCUUGCGUCACGCCAAGGAAGCGUCGGAGAACCCGUACUGGGUGGCCCCGGCCUACAAGAAGACGCAGCCCAAUCCUGUGUUUGCAGAGGACUCCGAGGAGGACGAGGAAGCUGACAAGGAACCGGAGUGGAAGAAGCGUAAGAUCUGAAGCCUCAGACAUCAGAACUUCUUCUUAUAUUCAGACUCUUAAGCGGACUCAAGGUUUCUUACAUACAACACCCGCUCAUGCGCCGAACAGAGUUACUUUCUAGGGUAAACUUUGUUUGUCUUUUUUGUGCAAACGUGAUCUCAGUGUAAGGAAGAUGCAAGUUUAUGGUCCCCAAAACCAAACUCUCAUUUGUCUCCUUUUUGUCACCAUUCACCAUUUUUUCCCUACAUCCUUUAGAUUUUAAAUAAACAGAUCAGGCAGACGUCAAAUAACCUAUAAAUGACUUUAUCCUACUAAACUAUCAGUGCAGAUUUAUAGUGGAGACUUCUGAUUCCACCAUAUGCACUUCUAGUUAAAGCUGGCGUCACAAAAUCAUUUACAAGCUAAUUUUUCCCGUCUAUUAAAUUGUGCACCACAAGCUUGUAUAUGUUCUGCAAUGUAUUCACCAACAAAGUCAAGUAUGAUUGGUCACUUUUUAUUCGCUUAUCUUACUGCAACCUGGUCCUCUGAAAACGGUGUUACUGUAGGAACUGUAUACUUAUACAAUACUCAUUUCACUGUGGAUAAUGAGACAGUCUUACAAGGACAUUUCUACCUUUUUUUUAUACUUGCGUGUAAUUGUCUGAACAGAUGAAUGUGGCACAUUCAGGCAUCUGGAAAAUUGCACCCAAGGAUGAAACACCUUUGUGCAAGUCCACAUUUAUCUUCCUGACAUCUUGGCUGAUUUCUUUUGACUUUCCCAGGAGAGCUAGCAGCUCACGUAGCUAGCAUGUGUUCUUGAACAAACCUCUGAUAUUAGCAUUGAUUUGCAACUCUGUUACUUUAAGUAGAAUGAUACUAAAAUUAAAUUAGUAUUCAAUUACAAUUUUGCUGUAUUUAAUUGGAAUGGAUUUAUUCAGCAAUAUUUUUAAAAUACUAUAUGUUUUUCAGGGGUAUGAGUAUCUGUACAGCCAAAUUUAAACCAUUUUCAAAGAUUAACUCUGGCCGUAACAGUUAUUUGAACCUGUUUGUUCAAUAAUGUGAAGCUAUACGUUACUUUUAAGUUUCGAGUUUUAAGCUGCAACUUCCCAUCGGUUGUGUACUGUACAUGAUUGUUUUUACUCCAUAGAAACAAAAGUCUUGAGCCCCCUGACUCACGAUUGUGUUUACUGUACGACCCUGGCGGGCGGGCGG
Messenger RNA from Phycodurus eques (leafy seadragon), 3107 nucleotides. Its product is annotated as WD repeat-containing protein 70. NCBI's taxonomy places the organism in Eukaryota, Metazoa, Chordata, Actinopteri, Syngnathiformes, Syngnathidae. Gene Ontology annotation, cellular component: nucleus; site of double-strand break. Gene Ontology annotation, molecular function: protein binding. The record is from RefSeq and is a predicted model, not a curated record. Gene Ontology annotation, biological process: regulation of DNA double-strand break processing. The transcript has 18 exons. Bases 9 to 1934 code for a protein of 641 amino acids.